AUGUGGUGUCAAUAGUUUCUUAAUUAUUGUUUCAGAUAAUUAGCAUUUUCAAGAUUGUGUAGUUUUUGGUUUUUAAUCUAUUUUCGUAUAUUGAUUAUGAAAAUUUCGUUAUUUGUGUUUAGACACAAACCAAUUCGGAUAAUUUUCUUUUUGAGGUCACUCCACAUUACAACACAACUGCCCGAUACGCAACCGAACAAAACACGAACGUCACCCGAAUCGUAAAGAAGGCGAAUUGCAAAGAAAGACAAUCAAGACAAUAAAGACAGCUGUCGCCCUGUCGCAUCAUUUUCAGCUGAUUUUUGUGUACUCAUCACGCUGGUCACGAAAUCCUGCUCAAGGUUCUUCAAAACCGAAGUCGUAUAACGUUAUUAACAGUAAAGCUAGAAUCAGGUGCAAGGUCGAAAAGCAAGGACAAGACGGAGUGGACAUUUUGCAGCGUCGAACAAAAGGAGAUGGUUGAGUGAGUGCGGGUGGUGGAGGGCGUGACGUCACUUGAAGGCAGCGUCUUGGCCGAUGCGGUGGACGCGCCGGUGAUCUUGGGGCGCGCACUCGCGGGCAGCCUGGCCUCCAGUGAGUCGGGAGACGAGGGCGCAGGGCACCGGCCGCCGCGCAAGCGGACCCGCAGGCUGUCUCCGCCCGCGGCCAUGCAUCAGCCGUGCGCCAAUGGCGCGCAGCAGCGCCAUGUUAACGGUGAGGCCACCAACGGCGAAGUGCCCUCACGCACCAUGGCACAGACUGACCAGGAGAUAGUGCGACUCAUUGGACAGCAUCUUAUAUCCAUUGGACUAGAGCGCAGUGCUGCCCUGCUCAUGGAGGAGUCAGGCCUCCACUUGGAGCACCCCGCAGCGGCCACGUUUCGCCAACAUGUGCUCGCCGGAGACUGGGUGAAAGCUGACCACGACCUGCGCGCCUUGCACGAAUUGCUCAGGGACUCGCCGCUCGUCGAUCCUCAUAGCCUCACAGAAAUGAAGUUCCUAGUCCUGGAACAGAAGUACCUAGAACACCUGGAGGCGGGGCGGCUGCUGGACGCGCUGCACUCGCUGCGCAACGAGCUGACGCCGCUGCAGCACGACACGGCGCGCGUGCACCGGCUGUCGGCGCUCAUGAUGUGCGCGUCCGCCGGGGAGCUGCGCGCGCGGGCUCGCUGGGCCGGCACGGGCCUGGCGUCGCGGCAGGCGGUGCUGGCCAGGGUCCAGGCGCAGCUGCCCCCCGCGCUGAUGAUGGCGCCGGGCCGGCUCCGCGCGCUGCUGGCGCAGGCGGCGCAGCACCAGACGCAGCGGUGCCGCUUCCACUGCGCGCCGCGCCCGCCCGCCGACCCCGAGCGCAUCCCCUUCACGCUGCUGGCCGACCACCACUGCUCGCCCGACGCCUUCCCCAUACACUCCCUGCAGGUACUGAACGAGCACUGCGACGAGGUAUGGUACUGCAAAUGGUCCCCGGACGGCCUAAAGCUGGCGACCGGCUCCAAGGACAACACGGUCAUCAUAUGGGACUUCGACCCCGAGGCUAAACGACUCUCCUUUAGGAAGUCCCUAGAGGGCCACACUUACGGCGUGUCGUUCCUGGCGUGGAGCCCCGACGGGCGGUACCUGAUCGCCGCGGGCCCCGAGGACUGCCCCGACCUGUGGAUAUGGAACAUGGAGACGGAGCUGCUGCACCUGAAGAUGACGCACUCGCAGGAGGACUCGCUGACGGCGGCGGCGUGGCACCGCGCCGGCGACAAGUUCGUGUGCGGCGGCGCCCGCGGACAGUUCUACCACUGCGCCCUCGACGGCACACUGCUGAGCAGCUGGGACGGGGUCCGCGUCAACGCGCUGUGCUGCCGCGAGGACGCGCGCUCCGUGCUGGCCGCCGACACGCACCACCGCGUGCGCCUCUACGACUUCACCGACCUCACCGACCGCAACCUAAUACAAGAGGAGCACGCUGUGAUGGCGAUGACUGUGAACGCAGCGGACAGCCUGCUGCUGCUGAACGUGGCCAACCAGGGCGUGCACCUCUGGGACAUACGAGCCCGAGCUCUGGUCCGACGUUUCCGUGGGUUGAGUCAGGGCCACUUCACCAUCCACGCGUGCUUCGGCGGUGCUCAUCAGGACUUCAUUGCUUCUGGCUCAGAAGAUAACAAGGUUUACAUCUGGCACAUGAACGGCGAGGAGCCGGUGGCGGUGGUGUCGGGGCACACGCGGUGCGUCAACGCGGUGUCGUGGAACCCGGUGCACCACGACGUGCUGGUCUCCGUCUCCGACGACUACUCGCUGCGGCUCUGGGGCCCGCGCUCGCAUCGCUGCUAGUACCCUCCAUGUCCCCGAGCGCCGCCCGCGACCGCCACGAAGCCGCGGACCAUAGAGUAUCUUAUUUAAGUCUCGACUAACUUAAAUUAAGACUUCUAAUAUUACGGACAGAGUUUAAAGAUAUUUUGUAAAGAUGACCGCUUGUGUCUUAUCUUAUCGAGCGCUGAAUCUCGGUGAGUUGUUUGUACUUUCGAGUCGACCGAGGGUCCGGCCCGCGACCCCCGCCGCUCGUGGAACCUCAUUGUAACUGUUCAGAACGACUGUUCAAUAUUUCAUUAAAUCGGAGCUAGUUUAGUUUUAUUAAAAUAUUGUUUGUUUGGCUCAUGACAGUUGUUACUGUGAAUGUCCUCAUGUGCUGUAUCUUUCAAAAGCGCGGGAAGGGAAAUAAAAUUGCCUUUAAUGACAGCGAAUUGUGUAUCUUCGUGUGUUUGAAAGUAACUAUCGCGUUAAACAUUCGGUGAAAUAAAAUGUAACGUCAAAAUUAUAAAUAGCGACUACGCGACGUGUGCUCAUCGCAUUUUAUGGAAUGUAUUUCACGUGUUUGUACACGUCCUACUAAACUUUUUGGACUCGAGAUGAAAAUAGUCUCAUGUAAUAAAAUAGUUUCAAUAAGUAAAAAUUUUAUAGGGAAGAGCAUAAAACGGUCCCAGACUGUUCUGGACUCGCCCCCCAAGGUCCGUCGUCUGCUGUUGUUCCGUCAGGGCGCGGACCAGAGUGGUGACGUCAGUGCCAGCUUAACUGUGCACGUACUGAAUAUGUCGUCUACCCUCACACUCACUCGGGAUGACCUCCCAGUGGAUCCGGGGCCCCACUCCGACGGUCAGGAGAGGCAGGCACAGCCCAUGCGUUCUGUGGGGGACGGUACUAGUGCGAGACUGCAGGCCGUCCCCUCACCCACGUGAUUCGCUCGGAUGUCGUGAGAAUGUACGCGGACGCUGCAGUGCGACUGCUGGAUGAGUCCGGCGCAGAGUAUCAAACCGCAUGUUGCUGCGGGCCACAGUGUGCCGCCCUGUCGACGGACUGACGUUUGCAUUCAAUUCUAUUUUAUAGACUCAUUUUGAUCUGUUUGAAAUAGUAUGAUUGUAGGGAUGAGCCAACUGCGGAUUGUUGGUUCACCGAGGUCGUCGAAGUUAAAUCACGUACGCAAUUUUUUUCGAAAACUACUAGAACUGCAAUGAAAUCUGCGCCGUUGACCGAUGAAAUUAUGUUUUUAAUUUUUAGGCAUUUUUGUAUAUUAUUUUUAAAUUUUUAGAUUGUAAUCUUAGUUUUUGUAAGUCACGUCUGACGCGCAUCUCUGGGGCACGAUAAAGCUUCGUGUUAGCUGCAGUCCACGGGCGCGACACAGAGGCUGCACACUACUCUGAGUGCGUCGAGGAUCACGACUCUGGCUCGUCCCGCCGAUCGAGCAACACUUCAUUGUUAAGAGGGAGGGAUGUGCGUGAGUAGGGAGUACAAAGGAGUUGUGUUUAUUGUACGAAUUAAAUAUAGAUUAGAAGAACGGCAAGAACGAAGUCAACUUUGGCUAAGUUUGAUUUGUUCUGAAUUAUAAAUAUUGAUAUCAAUAAAUUUUUUAUUGUAAACA
Molecule: messenger RNA, 3876 nt
Organism: Bombyx mandarina (wild silkworm)
Lineage: Eukaryota; Metazoa; Arthropoda; Insecta; Lepidoptera; Bombycidae
Product: WD repeat-containing protein 26
Biological process (GO): proteasome-mediated ubiquitin-dependent protein catabolic process
Cellular component (GO): GID complex
Molecular function (GO): protein binding
Source: RefSeq, a predicted model, not a curated record